Tetranychus urticae (two-spotted spider mite) is the source of this 3210-nucleotide messenger RNA. Its product is annotated as decaprenyl diphosphate synthase subunit 1 qless. NCBI's taxonomy places the organism in Eukaryota, Metazoa, Arthropoda, Arachnida, Trombidiformes, Tetranychidae. The record is from RefSeq and is a predicted model, not a curated record. Gene Ontology annotation, cellular component: cytoplasm. Gene Ontology annotation, molecular function: zinc ion binding.
GAGGUUAUUUCAGUUAUUCAGGAUGUUUUGGAUCAGUGUUCAAUAUUUGUUUAUAACUUACAUGUAACCUAAAAAUAUCUUGACGUUUCAACCGGUUAUCCAUCCUGUUGGCAUCACUUAGUUGACCAUCUUUACUCAACGUUCUGUUACAUUCGUCUUGUGUUGAUAAUGUCUCAUCCGUUGAGCAAAGCUAAUUUGAUUCUAUCCGUAAGCUCAUAUGUAUUGAGAAGAAUCUCCUGUGAUCAAUGUCGAAACUACAACUGUUUUCUUGGCGCUCAAAACUAUGGAUCUUUUGUGAAAAUGGCGAAAAAUAAUUUUACCUCAAAGUACCGACAUCUGUACACAUCGACGUGUUUACCUCAAGCAACAUCCGCUCACCAAGUUUCCCCAUCAACAUCGCAACAACCCUCUAAAGAUACUGUGGUGGAGGUUGAUCCAUUCAAAUUGGUUGAGAAAGAUUUGUCUAACCUUUAUGAGAAUAUCCGUAAGGAAUUGUGGACCGAAAAACCUGAAUUGGAAGAGAUUGCUAGUUACUAUUUCGAUGGCCAAGGUAAGGCUUUUCGCCCAAUGAUCGUGGUCUUGGUGGCUCGUGCUUUGAACCACCAUUUCUAUCGUAGAUCUGACCUAACUGAAUCUCAAAAAAAUGUUGCAAUGGCCACUGAAAUGAUUCACACUGCAUCAUUGGUACAUGAUGAUGUUAUUGACACGGCCGAUAUACGGCGAGGUAAACCUUCGGUCAAUGUUCUUUGGGGUCAAAAGAAAGCUAUCCUUGCUGGCGAUUACAUUUUAUCUAGAGCAUCCCAAAUGUUGGCUCGCCUUAGGAAUGAAGAAGUCAUCUUUGUUUUAUCUCAAGUAUUACUCGACCUGGUUCAAGGUGAAUUCAUGCAAUUGGGAUCAAAAGAGGAUGACAGUGAAAGAUUCAGUAAUUAUAUUCACAAAAGCUUCAAAAAGACUGCUUCACUCAUUGCUUAUACCUGUAAAGCAGUUGCUCUGCUCUCAGGAGCAGAUAAAAAUUUUCAGGAAGCUGCUUUUCAAUACGGAAGAAAUCUUGGAAUAGCCUUUCAAUUGGUUGACGAUCUUUUAGAUUUUGUUUCAAGCCAAUCGGAACUGGGCAAACCAGCAACUGCUGAUCUUAAACUCGGUCUUGCCACAGCUCCAGUUUUAUUCGCGAGUGAAAAAUUUCCUGAAUUAAAUGUGAUGAUUAAAAGACGAUUCUCGGAGCCGAAUGACGUUGAAAAGGCUUAUGCUGCUGUGAUGGAAUCUGAUGGGCUUCAGCAUACUCGAAUGUUAGCCAGACAACAUGCUGAUGAAGCUCUUAAAUUUAUUGAACCAUUUGCAGAUUCACCUGAGAAACAAGCCUUAAUUGUGUUAGCUGAAAUGACGCUUGCUCGAAAGAAAUAAUUUAUAAAUAUCUACAUUGUGCCAAAUAAAUCCCCAAAAUGCCCAUCUGAUGGUAAUAUUUCAAUAUUCAAGCAAAGGAAAGAUUACGAUAAUUUACUCUUGAUUUAUGAAUCAAUUGCACAAUUUACUAAUAAGCAAUCUUCAUAAGAAUGAAAAGUAUCUUUGACUAUCUCGAAUAAUUUAAACAAUUACUAUUUUUUAUAUUUAGAGUUUAAUUUUAACUGUUGUUUCAUUUGUUAAUGUACAAUUACUCCUGUGCAAUUUAAUCAAUAAAUAUUGUGAGCAACCAGUAGCUGAAAUUCAAAUAAAUUUCUAGUUCAAUUCACAUUCAAUUGAUCAGUUAACUUUUUCAUUUUCCCCUGAUUUAGUUAGCAUAUUUUUAGCGAUGAAUGUUUUAUUGAUGAUGAUUGCGACUCGCAAAACAAAUGGGGGUCAACUCAUUCAGGUUCAAGUUAAUCAGUUGAAAUACUGGUUUGAUAAAAUUUAUAUGAAUGUGAUAACAAGUUUACUUGCCGUUAUUUCUUAUCAACAAUUAUUAACUCUGACUUAUUUAUAUUCAAACUAUUAGAGGGACUCAAAACCGAACGUUAUUGACUCCAACAUUGACUCUCUAUUGAUGAGUCAAAAUAUCAAAUUUAAUGAGAAUUGUAUUUUAAAUCAAGUUUUCACACUUAAUUAUAGUUUAAGUCAAAAUGAGCGAAACGAGGAAAUGAAAUGAAAUAUCUGCAGGGACUAGGAAUUUGAUUUACCGUUUGAUGGGAGUUGAGAUAAGAUCUAACAUUGAAAUUGAUGAAAAACUAACUCAACGUGUUUGACUUGUUUGUAUGAAGAUGCCCUCAGAAAGCUUGACUUGAUCAGCUGUUUUAUGUUUAGCCGAUUUCAUCAACUCGUGUUGUGAUUGUUGAAAUAAAACAUUCAUCAGAUUUAUUUAUUAUUUUAUUUAAUAUUGAUUUUGAAACUAACAUAAAAUGGCUGAAUUGCCUGAUUUAGGCCAACAGUGCUCAAGCUGUAGACGAUUGGAUUUUUUGCCGAUUGUUUGCGUUUAUUGUAAAUCAGUUUUUUGCAAAGAUCAUCUGUCUACUGAAAUCCACAAAUGUCCUGAUUUCAUCGCAUCUGAUAGGAUUAUAAAGGAAACUCCUGAAAAACUUGAACAUGAAAGAUGUGACUUUUGUUCAGAGAUUGUCAAAAAUCGACUUGAGAUGGUUAAAUGUGAUCACUGUCAAUCAAUUUUCUGCCUUGCUCACCGUCAUCCUGAAGGGCAUAAUUGUUCACCUCGUGUUGUUGGAGAAAGUAAAACACCUUCAGCUCACCAACUCAUUUUAGCCGCUAAUUCAUCCUACAAACCUUCAUUGGUACCAAAAGGCCAGAAAGGAGCCAAAAAUGAAGCUCUCGCGAGGAAGGUUGCGUUAAUGAAAUUGAAACAAACCGCGACGGGAUCCCAAUCAAUUCCUCAAAGUGAAAGGCUUUAUUUUAAUUUAAAUUUAAAUGAUAAAGCAACAAAACAAAUAUUUCUUUCAUCUUUUUGGUCUGUUGGAAAAGCAGUUGAUUUCAUAUCAUCGAAAUUUAAUUUAGUCAAUAAUAAUAACAAGGCCGGUCAUCCAAAGCUUGUUAUAGUAACAGAAUCGGAAUCUUUAUUACCCUUUGAUCUAUCACUGAGUAAAGCAGUUGAACAAGGUGACAUUGAAAGUGGACAAACGUUAUACAUGAAGUAUAUUGAUACAAAUCAAAGUUGAAUUCAAACUUCAAUCAAAUUUAUUUAUUUAUUUAUAUUAAUACAUUUUUACGGUCAUUAAAUUGAUUCACAUUUGA